GUCCAGUCCAUCUGCAGCUCUGCGACAAACCCGUCCGAGUGAGGAGUAGCGUAGGCGCCUCUUUUACCGCCAUCCCGCCACCGCUGCCCGCCUCCAGAUCCAGCAGUUCAGCCGUCCAGUCCAUCUGCAGCUCUGCGCCUCUGCACUCUUAGACGCUGCGUCUAUGCGGCUCGCCAACCGCCCAGGCCCUCAGCCAGUCUGCCCCUCACGGCCUCACGCCUCCUUUGCUAUUCGGGUCCCCAUUUUCUCAAGACCAGCUCUGCCUCUGAGGUUUACUGUUCACUUAUGAGUCACAAGUUUUCUUCAAGCAUGAUAUUCCAUCGAAACUGAUCAUACGUGGACAACGCUUCAAAUGCUAGUUUCAUCUUCAUGGCCUCCAGAAGUCUAUUAACAAUCCUCCGCCGUCGAGGAGGCGACUUGGCCUUACCUUUGAAGUGUGCUCCUCACCUCCCACGCUCUUCUCCCUUCUCAACCGCUGCCCCUGCCUUCUCUACUGUCCUUCAACAUCAGCCUCCCGGGAAUGAUAAACGAUCAACAUGGUCCAAUGUGUUUCUUUUUGUACCGGGAGCUAUCACGUUUGGCUUGGGCACUUGGCAGAUCUUCCGAAGACAAGAAAAGGUUGAAAUGCUGGAGUACAGGCAAAAUAGAUUAGCAAUGGAACCUCUAAAGUGCAAUGAGGUUGCACUUUCAAGUGAAGAUUUGAAUUGUCUGGAGUUCAGGAAGGUGAUAUGUAGAGGGGUUUAUGAUGACAAAAAGUCAGUAUUUGUGGGGCCUCGUUCCAGAAGCAUUUCAGGGGUGACAGAAAAUGGCUACUAUAUUGUUACUCCUCUUAAGCCAGUCUCCAAUGACCCUGUCGGGAGCAGUCGAUCACCAAUUCUCGUCAAUCGAGGAUGGGUCCCACGCAGUUGGAGAGACAAGUCUCUUGAAGUAUCAGAAAAUGAUACACAGCAGCAGCCAUCUAGUGCAGUAGCACUUUCAGUUCCAGAAAAUGAAAAGAGUUCAUGGUGGAGAAUUUGGUCAAAGAAGCCCAAGUAUAUUGAGGAAAAAGUUCAACCUGUAGCAGCCAUUGUAGAAGUUGUUGGAGUUAUACGUGGAAGUGAAAAGCCUAGCAUAUUUGUUCCCGCAAAUGAUCCAAAAUCCAACCAAUGGUUUUAUGUUGACACUCCAGCAAUUGCACGUGCUUGUGGGCUUCCUGAGAACACUCUGUACAUUGAAGACAUCAAUGAUAAUGUUGAUCCUGGCAAUCCAUACCCCAUUCCAAAGGAUUCUAACACAUUAUUUCGCAGCUCUGUAAUGCCUCAAGACCAUCUUAACUAUACACUGACAUGGUAUUCUCUGUCAGCUGCUAUCACAUUCAUGGCUUUCAAAAGACUAAAUCCAAAGAAAGGGCGCAGAUAGCAAUUCCUAUGCAGGCACGUUAAUAGUUUGACUUAAAAGCGAUCAAUUAAGCAUCAACAUUCCUGUUUAUGAUAUUCCAAACCAUGACACUCAUGAAUCACAUAAGUAAUCAUUUGUUCCUUUCAAACGGAGAAGUUUUUUGUAGAAGCUGUCAGAUUCAAGAUUUUAGUACCUAUUUCCAGUCUGAAUAAACCAGUAUUACAUGCAUUGAGUUGCUGAUAUCAUCCAAAUUAUGUGGAUGUAGCCCCAGUGGAAAAGUGGAAGUGCAUUGGCGACAUACUCCUGGAUUUGCAUUUUUUGUCAAUUUUUGCCCUACUUCUGAUGAAGCAAGUUCUCUAUCAAACUUCAUGCGACUUGCACUGUUGAUUGUUAACAAAUAACAAGUGUGUUUGGUUUUAGAGAUUAAGAAGAAUGGGCAGAGGAAAAUGGCAUCUGACUUCUUAAGAAUAAUCAAAUUGAUGUUAUAAUCCCUAUUUUUUUUAAAGUUUAACAUAUCGGUGUGUUUUACAUCUUGCACGGGCUUAAUUUUUAAAGAAAAUGGUGACAUGAAUAAAAAAUUAUACGAGCAAUUGUUAAGAAAAUAUAGAAAGCUUCAUCUGUUGUUGAGGUGGAGUGGUGGGCAAUGUUAUGGUUCUUAACCAGAAGCAGAAGUAGAUAUAUGGUUCUUGGUUCUAUCACUUGUACCUAGCAGGCCACUAUAUGUUUUGUAGCUUCCAUAUAUUUAUUUCUACACCCUAAUGUAUUUGAAUAUGUUGUGGUGUGAGCUGUGUGUGCAGUGUAUUACUCGAG
This is a messenger RNA of Cuscuta europaea, 2187 nucleotides long. The record is from the annotation of a GenBank genome assembly. Lineage: Eukaryota; Viridiplantae; Streptophyta; Magnoliopsida; Solanales; Convolvulaceae.